Messenger RNA from Kockovaella imperatae, 3307 nucleotides. RefSeq names its product aspartic peptidase domain-containing protein. Bases 480 to 3011 code for a protein of 843 amino acids. The transcript has 7 exons. Lineage: Eukaryota; Fungi; Basidiomycota; Tremellomycetes; Tremellales; Cuniculitremaceae. The record is from RefSeq and is a predicted model, not a curated record.
CUUGUCCUGACUGCUUCAUUGAUCCAUUCUCGUCGUGCACAUAUUGAUCUUGUGUCAAAUCUAGUCUAUCCUAACAGCGACUUCACAAGUCAGAAAGCUCAUCUCGGAGAGCUCCCUUUGACCAACAGAAUCAUCCUUCAACCCCUUUCACUCGUCCGUCAAGAUAUCUUGUGUGUGCCCUUCCUCUUCCGGACGUCUCGUGAGUCUCCUUGGCCGGCCUUCCGGACGAGCAACCCUAGUUGUCCUUCAGAUCUCCGGAAUCGGUCAAACAGGUGAGUGCCUUUCGUGUCCUCUAGGUCAUUUAGGCGCUGGAUGGGCCGGAUAGGUGAUAAUUUGUGAUCUCUUAGACGGAUCGGGACGUUCCCAUGUGUCCAUCAGUCCAUUGAGGAUCUAUGUUUCGGACUUGAUAUGAUCCAACUUCGCAAUCUCCUGCCGAGUAUCGCCAAGAAUCCCCCGCACUGACUUCUUGCCUCAGAAUCAUGAGGAUCCCAGCCAACAUCUCAUACCCGACAUGUCGUCCUCUCAUCUUGAUCUUCCUCUUGCUCUCCAGCUACCAUCUCACUUUUGCAGCGGAUCGCGACCGUCUAGGCGAUUUCUACACCUCAAUCCCUCUCUAUCGCUCAGGCAGUGGGACCAAUGUGAUACCCGUGGGGGUCGGCACCUCCCCGCAAUUCGUCAACCUCACCCUGACGACGAACUCGGAAUUCGUUCUGAUCGCCGGAGGAGGAUGCGACGACUGUGUCGAACACGGCAAUGUCUAUUCCAGCUCUUCAUCUGCAUCCUACGAUCCGGGCAGCCAAGAUCUGAUAUACACUAUGAUCUACCCCAUUGGAUCUGCGGAUACUCUGGAGUUUGCAGGAUCUCUCGGGCGAGACAUCUUGAGGGAUCCCAGAGGAGACGUCAAUACUCCAAGACCGAUAGCAAGUGUCAAUAAGAUCACUCGAGAUUCGUUACCGACGAGUAAUGCGAUCGUAAGGGCAGGGAGCCAGCAGCUUGCAAUCACCGGAGAGGACGUCACGCUCAGUGAUGGCACGUCAGGAUUCUGGGGACUGGGAGUAUAUCAGGAUGAACCAAGUCUCUCGAUUCUGCCGUCCAUGUUAGACAGUACCAACGACGGCGUGCCUGAGAACAAUCAGACUUACUACACUGUCGGAUUCAACAUUUCCAGCUAUCAGUCAGGCAACGAUGUCCAAGCUGGCACUAUCCAUUGGGGAGGGGUACCCAUGGGCACAUACGUGGGGGAUUUUAACUGGAUCCAGCCAGACACAACCAAAGGUGGUAGCUGGGCUAUCGCAGUGGAGCGGAUGAGAGUUGAAGGCAAAGUUGUCGAUCUGUCAAAUCUCUAUGGGACAUUGGAUCCAGGAUACGAUUCGAUCCUUGUGCCGACUGCGAUUGCUGAACAAUUUUACGCGGGAGUGGAUGGAGCAACGAGAGAUGCAAGGGAUGCCACUCGAUGGAAUCUACCUUGUGAAGCCAACAUCUCCAUGACGAUCACCAUCUCUGGACGCGAAUUUAAUGUGGAGCGGCGCGAACUUGUCCAACCUCGAGAAGUAUCUGGCAUAUCCUGCUGGGGAAGUGUCGUUGCCUGGCAUAACGGAAGCGUCGCUGAAUCGUUGGGUGAGAUUCGCCUGGGAACACCAUUCAUGUCGGGAGUCUACACUGCUUUAUUUUACGAGCCAGGUGGUCAGCUUGUUGGAAUCGCAGGAAAGCCUGGGACGGUCAAUGAUUUCAAUGUUCGUCCAGACAGCGGAGGGCCGAAUACCAAGCUCGCUGGCAUCCUCAUCGGCGUCCUUCUGCCUAUCCUCAUUCUAAUCUUUGUCGGAUUAUACGCUCGCAACCGCGACUCCUUCCAAUCUCGAUGGUAUCGCGCCAUCCGCCGUCAACAUCGAUUUCAAACGAAUGCUGUGAUUCGCGGUGCGACAUUACCACCCAUGAUGCCACCUCCGUUACAUCCUAUGCAUCCUGGCAUGAUGCCGCACCCACCGAUAGGUCCAGGUAUGCCUCCUCCGUUCAUGCCGCCCGGCGGACCGAUGGCCCCUUAUGGUUCGGGACCAGGUGCAACAUAUAGUCAUCCUUGGGCUCCACCACCGUACCAAUCGAGUCCACAUCAGCAUGCACGGAUGCAUCCUGGAGCGGCACCUCUGUCACCGGGAGACCAGAUGCCCAGAGCCGUCGACGCCACUCCCGCUGGCUAUUACUCGCCUCGAACGCGACCCGUGAGUCAACCAAUUAUCCCAGCAAUCGUUCGAUCGCCGCCACAAAAUGAACUUCAAGCGUCACAUACUCCAAAUUCCCAUCAUCGCCAUUUGUCGCUGCCAGUACUUGUCUCCCAGAAUCAGCCCCCUAUCCCUCCAGAAAGCAGUCGGACCGUUCGAUGGGGACAAGGCUCGAAAAUCGGCCGUGCAAAUGCGCAGCAAGUUGGCGGAGGAUAUGCCGAUGAGGUGGACUCGCGUGUACCAGUGGCGCCUCAAGGGUCAAACUACGAUCCACAAACCAAGACGACACCGCCAGCAAUUGGAGCAAAGGCGGCCGACUCCCGUCCGAGCAAGCGUUAUGACGAUUGGCUGAAUUCAUACAGUGGUCCCGGACAAGGAGGAGAUCAGCCUUAUCCCCGUCGGCCAGCACACUGGUCAAGACCUCAAUAUCCUCAUUUGGGAUCCAAUGAUAAAAAGUUUAUGUCAGCCGGUUCUCAACCUCUCCCGAUCCCGCCAUCGCGGUCAUUCGAGCAACGUCAGCCUCCGCCUCCACCCAGUCGAUCGAGUCAAUUCCUGUCAUGGCGAAAAGAGAAGAUGAGGCAUCUACCUCAUGGUGCAUCAGAGUUUGGAGUGAUCGGCCGCAGCGAAAAUGAGGUGACUGCGGAUAACGGAGAGAGUAAUGGCAUGAGCGACAAAAGGGGAUGGAGGCCAAGAAGGCUAGGGCGAGGACGAGGAGGGUCUGAGCAGGUGUCAGGCCUCGGUGGUGCCCCUGGGGUGAUUCCGGGAGCUCACAGUACAGGUCAAUGGUAUUCAUAGAGGCAGGAGGGUGUAACGAGUGCAUACGGGAAGCUACCUCAAAAGGUACAGGCUCGAGACGAGAGCAAAUGUGGCGGUUACAGAAUGUGCAUAGCAAAAAAAAGAAGAGGAAGAGGAGGGGUGCUAAUGACACGCUUGCUGUGAAAGCUCUGGUACAGUACAAUUCGAGGGUGAGCUGCUUACUUGCGAUGAAACACUGAGCCAAGCGAGAGGAAAUGAAAGAAUUGGAACCUAAAGAACCUUACUUUGGACGUACCUAGAACAUGUCAUGAAUAUGAUAUCGGACCGAAUAUUCG